AUGGAAAACUCUCGUGUGGAUGAGUUGCUCAAAUCAUUGGAGCUUCUUCAGCAAUCCAUCAAAACUCUUCAUCAGUAUCGAGAAGCGCAGUCCAAUCCGGUUCAGCGUCCUCGCCCAUCGAGUGUUGACUGGCCCGCCUCCACUCUUCAAAGAGUUGCCACCAUCUCCAACGCACCUCCUCAGUCUGCCGUCACUACAUCCGCUCGCCGGCUCACAAAUGAGUCUCCGAGAUCACGACCAACACUCAUCAAUGAUGGAAUCCCAAAGAGAGAACACUCCCCCGACUUUCUCACCUUGACCAGUCCGCCUGCCUCCCGCAGCAGCAGCUCGCAAUCGACGCCGUCCUGUGUCAUAGAGGCAUUGCCUAGCAUAGAGAAGACCGAGGAAGAGCUCGUCUCACAUCUCCAAUCCAUUAAAUCAACCGAAGAUGGAUCCACAUCAGGCACCAUAAUUGCCCUGGCAGACGCAUGGGAGAGGAGGGACGAGUUGACACCCGCCAACCUGCUCACAUCGUUCGAGACAGGAGAGGGCACCAAAUAUGAACACACCAGCUAUCAGAUAUAUGAGGUCGAUAGAGACGGCGUGCCCACUCAGAUACGUCCACUUUGUCUUGUAAAAGGCUCAGCCUGUCCCAAUCAUGGGGACGAGAACGGAGAUAAUAGAGACAUAUCCGUCUGGCCCGUUCUGAAGACUAUCAACGCCGACGGGAACGCCGUCGGUAGGAUAUCAAUUCUCCAAGAACCCACCCCCGUCAUGCUCGCCGCCACCCAUCUCACCAUGAAAGACCACUUCGACAUGGACGAGCUCCUCUCCCACCUCGUCACCACCGCCGGCAACAAAGGCAAAACCAAAGCCUACCUCAACCGCUCCAUCGAGCCCACUCCCCUCCGUCAGCGCUCCUUCUUUUUUGUCUUCAAAUACUACACCAUCAUCGCCUCGGGCCACCCCCCCACCCCCUGGCAACCCUUUGAUCCCCGCCCAUUAGACCACCGCUCGCCGGAUCACAUAGACAUAACCGAAUGCUCCUCCAUCCUCGCCCUCUCCCUCUCCGGGCCCGUCUCCUCCCAGGUCAAAGUGCGGGCAAAACGCAAGACCAAGUCGGGGAACCUGUACAGCACCUUUGCCCCCUGGCAUUUGGUCAACAUCCAGUACUUUCCCGACGACCACCACUCCCCCUUCCCCACCAUCCGCUCCGACGGCACGCAGAAACACUUUCUCAACGGGCCGCACGCGUUUUUGGAUGCUUUGAGGCUGGAAUACCGCGACGCGAUCAAGCGCUACACCGAACUGAACGAGUCGAUAACAAAACUGAUCACGCCCCCGAAUCAGUUCAUGUUUGACGUCCGGCUUCGGGACAAGCUCCUGUUUGAAGACUCGCACUUUACCUACUCGCGGCGGUAUUUCUGGGCGUAUAACACGCUGGGGGUUAUCAAUGAAGGCAUCAAAUCCAUGAGCGCGGCGUACGUGAAUAACUUCACGAGGGAUUUUUGGGAGGGGAGACACCCGACGCUGUGGCCUUGUGCCAGCAAUGGCGGCGACUACCUGGGCAAACUGGAUAUUCUGCGUCAGGACCUGGAGCAGGCGGUUUCGGAGCUGAAGGUGGUGUAUGAUAGGAAUGAGGCCACGAGGACAGAGAUUAGGAGUCUGAGGGAGCAGUUGUUCAGUGGGAGUUCGGUCAAGGAGAGCAGGAGGGCUAUCGAGCAGGGGAAGAAUAUCAAGAUACUGACGAGCGUGUCGAUGGUCUUUUUGCCGUUGACGUUUGUGGUUGGGGUGUUUAGUAUCACGACGUUGGAGAUUGAGCCGGAGGAUUGGAGGUUUGGGGUUACGCUUGUUGGGGUGUGUGUACCGUUUUUGUGCUGAUUCUGGUGUUGCAGAGUAUGGAUAGUGUG
Molecule: messenger RNA, 1889 nt
Organism: Podospora pseudocomata
Lineage: Eukaryota; Fungi; Ascomycota; Sordariomycetes; Sordariales; Podosporaceae
Exons: 2
Coding region: 1-1860 (619 amino acids)
Biological process (GO): metal ion transport; transmembrane transport
Cellular component (GO): membrane
Molecular function (GO): metal ion transmembrane transporter activity
Source: RefSeq, a predicted model, not a curated record